Molecule: messenger RNA, 638 nt
Organism: Syngnathus acus (greater pipefish)
Lineage: Eukaryota; Metazoa; Chordata; Actinopteri; Syngnathiformes; Syngnathidae
Gene: tac3a
Product: tachykinin precursor 3a
Exons: 7
Coding region: 184-561 (125 amino acids)
Biological process (GO): positive regulation of blood pressure; tachykinin receptor signaling pathway
Source: RefSeq, a predicted model, not a curated record
CAGCCCAGCAUAAUAUAAGAGGCUCCAGUCCACCUACUUACGUUCCACUUGCUGAUUGGCCUUACGCAGAUAUCCAGCGUUUAUUUAUUGCCACAAACUACAGACUCGCCACAUUUAUCGGAGCAGCUCUCUCUGCACUCGGCACUCGGGCACCUUCUACAAACAACAGGUGUAGCUGUGAAAAUGAGGAGACGCUUUUUACUCGUGUUUCUGCUCCUCGUUGUCAAACUUCGAUGCAGUCAAUCCAGAUGCGAGGAUCCCGAGUCGCGCGAGUUAACUUCACUUCGGGAAAGUCUGGGUUUGAAUAUCCCCAAACGGAACCCGAUGAGGAGGUUCGGCGAUUUGGAUUAUGACAGUUUUGUGGGAUUGAUGGGCAGAAGAGACGCUGACGAUGCAAACGUUGUGCAACAACCACAAAAAAGGGAAAUGCAUGACAUCUUUGUUGGUUUAAUGGGAAGAAGAAAUUCUGAGACCGACAGUGGUCCCUGGAGGAGAGCAGAUCCUGAGAGGAGAGGAAUCUUUGUCAACAAAUGUAGGCUGAGGUUUCUUCAGGGGCUGUAAUAGAAGACACAAAAAAAAACAUCCACACAAUGAAGGAGUCGCCUGAUGGAGACGACUGAGGAAUUGCAUUCCAAACC